Neurospora hispaniola is the source of this 204-nucleotide messenger RNA. RefSeq lists its product as uncharacterized. The transcript has a single exon. Lineage: Eukaryota; Fungi; Ascomycota; Sordariomycetes; Sordariales; Sordariaceae. The record is from RefSeq and is a predicted model, not a curated record. The annotation marks the transcript as partial.
UAUAUUAAUAAUAUUAUUAUAUUUAGCAAUAUAGCUAAAGACUAUCUCAAAUAUUUAGAAAUCAUCCUCAAAUUCUUUAAAAAUAUUAACCUUAAUAUUACCCCCAAAAAAUCAUUCGUCGCUUAUCCGUCCGUUCGGUUAUUAAGUUACUGCGUAGAUAGUUUGAGUAUAGCUACUAUAACCGACCGUAUCGCGGUUAUUUGA